ACGCGUCCUACAUUUUGUUCAUGUUAUGAUGGGGAGAUAUCACCGCCCAAUUAAUUACAUAAACUAUAUUACGGAGGCAGAAUGGAUUACAAAAUGAUAUGAUGCGCGUAAACGGCAUUAGUCGGAUUCCGUUAAGAUGGCCGCCUCCAGUGCAGUGAUAUCUAUGUCAAAAAUCAUUAAACCCAUUUGGGGUGGACGGUUGGCAACGACAGCAAAAGUGUUUGGAGCCACAGUGAGCAGUCGCAGAGAGAAGUCAACAGUAGGACAAAUCAUUCCCCCUCCUGCGAAGUAUGGUGGCAGACACACUGUAACUCUGAUACCUGGAGAUGGUAUUGGACCAGAAUUGCUCAAUCACGUAAAGGAGCUCUUCAGGUUCAGCUGUGUACCUGUGGACUUUGAGGUUGUGAACGUCAGCUCAGCUACCGAGGAUGACAUCAACAACGCCAUCACAGCCAUCCGCCGUAACGGAGUGGCCCUCAAAGGUAACAUUGAGACCCUCCAUACCCUGCCUGCUUCCCACAAGUCCAGAAACAACCUCCUCCGCACCAGUCUGGACCUGUAUGCCAACGUGAUGCACUGUAAAUCCCUCCCUGGAGUUCAGACUCGCCACAACAACAUUGACAUCAUGAUCAUCAGGGAGAACACUGAGGGAGAGUACAGCAGUCUGGAGCAUGAGAGUGUAUCAGGGGUGGUGGAGUGUCUCAAGAUCAUCACCCGGACUAAUUCCCUGAGAAUCGCUGAGUAUGCCUUUAAAUUGGCCCGGGAGAAAGGUCGCAAGAGGGUCACUGCAGUUCACAAGGCCAACAUCAUGAAGCUGGGAGAUGGUCUGUUCCUGCAGUGCUGUCGAGAGGUGGCUGCUGGGUACCCUGACAUUGCCUUCGACGCCAUGAUAGUCGACAACACCACCAUGCAGCUGGUGUCUAAGCCCCAGCAGUUUGACGUUAUGGUGAUGCCCAACCUGUAUGGUAAUGUGGUUAGCAAUGUGUGUGCUGGCCUGGUGGGGGGACCAGGGCUGGUGCCAGGGGCCAACUAUGGCCGUGACUAUGCUGUCUUCGAAACGGCCACCAGGAACACAGGGAAGAGUAUUGCUGACAGGAACAUUGCUAACCCCACUGCAAUGCUACUGGCCAGCUGCAUGAUGCUAGAUCACCUCAAGCUCCACGAUUAUGCCACUAUGAUCAGGAAUGCAGUCCUUACGACCAUGAACGAGACUCGGUUGCACACAGCUGACAUCGGGGGGCAGGGCACCACCUCUGAGGUGGUUCAGGCGAUCAUGAGAAACAUCCAGAGCAAGGGGCCUCUCACCAGCGAGCUCUGAACACGUACUUCGACCACACACAUCAAGUCAAUGCUGCUGGAUAACAUACAAAUCCUUGGUGUGUCUCGUAUAUUUGAACAACUGUGUGCCGUAUGAGAGAGUGGGGGUGUGCUUGUGCAUGUUUAUUUCCAUAGUAAUGCUCCUCCGUCUUGCCUGUAAAAACACACACACACACCCCUUUCAGACGAAUUCAUCACUUUACAUUUGUACAGUUUAGUCAUUUAGCAGACACUGUUAUCCAGAUCAACUUAUAGUAGUGAGUGCAUACAUUUUCGUACUAGUCCCCUGUGGGACUCGAACCCAAAACCCUGGUGUUGCAAGUGUUAUGCUCCACCAGCUGAGCCACACUGGACCAUGUUAUCUAAUCCUCUGCAUGCCUUUCAUUCAUUCAUGUCUUUCAGUGUUAUUUCAAUUUAACACCAUUCUGUCUUUCCAUAACCAUUCCCUGGCUGUUUCAAGCACAUUUAACAUUUGAGCGUAAACAAAGGAAGUAGGAGGCUCAAGCUGCAUCUGUAAUAGCAUGCUGUAGUGAAGUAGUAACAGCUAGGAUCUGUCUCUUGGGUUUAACUGCAGCACUUUAUAGCAACUCUCUGCUAGGUUCAUCCUACAUCCCAGCACAUGAUGGCCUAGACAGCAACAGCUCCACUUAAACGUAUCGUAUGCAGAUAAUGUGUUUGUGUGAUUUAUAUUUGAGCGACUGUUUCUUAGGUAUAUCGGUUCACUGCAGACUUUUGAGACUUGAAACGGUUAUACUGUCGACCUAUUUUCCUAAUUGCGAUAUAUCGUACAGUAGAAAAUAAAGUGUGUAAACUGUUAUGUUUCUUACGGUACUGCAAUGUUGCUGAAAGAUUUUAUACGGUUUUAUGUUCUUCUCGCAGUCCAGCGCUUAGCUUUACGUCUACAGGUAGCCUGGCGGGUAGAGGCGCUGAUUCAGAGGGGUGGGGUUACAUUUUCAGUUGAAUGAUUUCAGUUGCACAACUGACAGGGUAUCCCACCCUUUCUCUGUCUCAAAUCAGUUUAUUUGUGACGUGCGCCGAAUACAACAGGUGUAGUAGACCUUACAGUGAAAUGCUUACUUACAGGCUCUAACCAAUAGUGCAAAAAAGGUGUUAGGUGAACAAUAGGUAAGUAAAGAAAUAAACCAACAGUAAAAAGACAGGCUAUAUACAGUAGCGAGGCUACAUACAGACACCGCUUAGUCAGGCUGAUUGAGUUAGUAUGGACAUGUAGAUAUGGUGAACAGAGUUCUGUUAAAAUAGGGGUUGGCGGGUGGCCCGAUUAGCCAAUGUGCGGGAGCACUGGUUGGUAGGCCCAAUUGAGGUAGUAUGUACAUGAAUGUAUAGUUAAAGUGACUAUGCAUAAAUGAUAAAACAGUAGCAGCCGCGUAAAAAGAGGGGUUGGGGGGGACACUUUAUCUGUGACUAUCAGAUGUAUCUUUCCCACAGAUACCAAAGUCUUAUGAUUUACCAAUGUCCUUUCUGUGGUUUUGAAAUCAAUUUAAGUACGCUUUAAAUUGCCUUAAAACUGCAAUAUGUAACUUUUUGGGCGACCUGACCAAAUUCACGUAGAAAUGUUAUAAAUCUAAUUAUCGUUGAAAGCAAGUCUAAAAGUGGUAGAUCUGUUCUUUUUAUAUGCUUCCAGUUCUUAAGUUUUGUUUUUGCGUCUUUUACUUUCGGUUUUGUACACCAGCUGAAAAUACAAUAUUUUUGUUUAUGGAAAAUAUAUAUCACCGCGGUUUAGAUGGUACAAUGAUUCUCUACACUAUACUAAUUAGGUGAACUAUUAGAAUUUUAGCAACCAGGAAAUGGAGUGCAUCUGUAAGGUUUUUGUUAUACUGGUCUAUAACUUCUCAUCUUUGUCUGUUACAGACUGUCUUUAUAUGAACAUCUCAGAACUCUACCCUGAAAUAUAUGUUGUUGCUAUACUCUGAUAUAUAUAUAUAUAUAUAUAUAUAUAUAUAUAUAUACUCUGAUAUAUAUAUAUCAGAGUAUCAGAGUAUAUAUAUAUAUAUGCAUAUAUCUCUGUAUUGUUUUAAAAAACAACCAUUGUGUUGUGCCACUAAUACCUACAUUGAGUGUACAAACCAUUAAGAACACCUUCCUAAUAUUGAGUUGAACCCCCUUUUACCCUCAGAAUGUCUUACAUUUGUCAGGGCAUGGACUCUACAAGUUUUCAAGUGUUCCACAGGUCUGCUGGCCCAUGUUGAUUCCAAUACUUCCCACAUUUAUUUCAAGUUGGCUGGAUAUCCUUUGAGUAGUGGACCACUCUUGAUACACACAGGAUACUGUUGAGCAUGAAAACCCCAGCAGCGUUACAGUUCUUGACACACUCAACCAGUGGGCCUGGCACCUACUACCAUACAGUGUUCAAUUUUUUGUCUUCCCCAUUCACCCUCAAUGGCCCACAUAUACAAUCUUUGUCUCAAGGUUUACAAAUCCUUCUUUAACCUGUCUUGUCCCCUUAAUCUACAACGAUUGAAGUGGAUUUAACAGGUGACAUCAGUAAGGGAUCAUAACUUUCACUUGAUCAGUCUGUGUCAUGGAAGGAGCUGGUGUUCUUAAUGUUUUGUACACUCUGGGUAUUUACUGUCUCUAAACUUAGUGGUUGAAAUUUAGAGUUAACAGUACAUUAACCUGCUAAAUUAAAUGGGAUUUGUUUUGGUUUCAUAUACUAUAGCUGUGGCUGGAUUCAUGAAAUUAGCAUUGUUAUUGAUCAAAUAAAAAUGUAUAUCUAA
Molecule: messenger RNA, 4052 nt
Organism: Salvelinus fontinalis (brook trout)
Lineage: Eukaryota; Metazoa; Chordata; Actinopteri; Salmoniformes; Salmonidae
Product: isocitrate dehydrogenase [NAD] subunit gamma, mitochondrial-like
Exons: 14
Coding region: 137-1318 (393 amino acids)
Biological process (GO): tricarboxylic acid cycle; isocitrate metabolic process
Cellular component (GO): mitochondrion
Molecular function (GO): magnesium ion binding; NAD binding; oxidoreductase activity, acting on the CH-OH group of donors, NAD or NADP as acceptor
Source: RefSeq, a predicted model, not a curated record